CAAAAGAUCUCAGUUAAGGGAAGAAUAUCAAUCACGGGAAGGCACAUCCUCUGAGAUUCACAGGAACGUGAUCGAGAGUGUGCUGUGAAAGUACGUUAAAGUGAACCAAGGCAUCGAUCGAAGUCCGUCUGUGUAAGAGAGCUCUGCCAAUUUGCUUCAUCGCGCAGCGGAGAACGAUCGCGAUUCGUCAUGAACUGUCUUCAAAACCUUUCAAUAUCAUCAUCUUUGCCGUUCCAGAGCUUCAAAUGCCGACAGAGAAAGCCUGAAUUCCAGCUCCGGAAUCUGGUGAUAAGGAACUUUGCGGAUCUACACCGACGUUUUACCGUGAAGGCAGUAUCUGGCUCUACAUCAAGUGCCGAAAUGAGUGGAGCUGAAGUUGAUGAUCCCGAGGCAGAGGAGGAAAAAUCUGAAAUAUAUAGCCAUAACAUGACAGAAGCUAUGGGGGCUGUAUUGACAUAUAGACAUGAGCUGGGAAUGAACUACAACUUCAUUCGUCCAGAUUUAAUUGUAGGAUCGUGCCUACAGACUCCAGAGGAUGUUGACAAGCUUCGCAGCAUUGGAGUAAAAACAAUUUUCUGCUUGCAGCAAGACCCUGAUUUGGAAUAUUUUGGGGUUGACAUUGGUGCUAUAAUAGCAUAUACAAAGACGUUUGAUGAUAUUGAACAUUUGCGAGCUCAGAUAAGGGAUUUUGAUGCAUUCGACCUACGGCUAAGGUUACCAGCUGUUGUAAGUAAAUUGCAUAAAGCCAUAAACCGAAAUGGUGGAGUGGCUUACAUACAUUGCACUGCUGGACUUGGAAGAGCUCCUGCUGUUGCGAUGGCAUACAUGUUCUGGGUUCAAGGCUACACACUCAAUGAGGCUUUAGAAUUACUGCUGAGCAAACGCUCAUGCUUCCCAAAAAUAGAUGCUAUUAAAAGUGCAACGGCCGAUAUUCUUUCAGGAUUUAAAAACAAGCCUGUCACUUUAUCAUGGGAGAAUCACCAAUGCUCAACUGUAGAAGUAUCUGGGCUUGAUAUUGGAUGGGGCCAGAGAAUUCCAUUAAAAUUCGACAAGGAACGAGGUGCAUGGAUUCUCAAUAAGGAACUGCCGGAAGGACGAUACGAAUACAAGUACAUUAUUGAUGGUGUAUGGACAUGCAACGAAAACGAGCCGGUCACUCCACCCAACAAAGAUGGCCACGUCAACAAUUUCAUUGAAGUGGUUGAAGAUGAGGAUCCAGGUAGUGAUAGAACCAUUCUUCGGGCAAGAUUAACCGGAGAUGAACCAGAACUCACGACCGAAGAAAGAAGCAAAAUAAUACAAUUUCUAGAAGAUUGCCCAGAUGAAAAUUGAAUGAAGGUAUGUUGCAUGGCAAACGCUAUCUAAGAAGAUUGCGUUAAUAUUUUAUUAUGAGAAUGUCAUAAAGAAAUAUAAUGCAUGCAGUCUACUAUAAUAAUAGUAGAGUAGUGUCAAUAACGACCAAAAAUGGAUUUAGUACUGUUCCACUAUCACUAUGAUUCGUCUCACAACAUUAAGAAUCAUGUUAUAAGACUUUACGGAAAUAAUAUUUUAUUAAUGUUCUCUGGUUUU
Molecule: messenger RNA, 1569 nt
Organism: Cucurbita pepo subsp. pepo (vegetable marrow)
Lineage: Eukaryota; Viridiplantae; Streptophyta; Magnoliopsida; Cucurbitales; Cucurbitaceae
Product: phosphoglucan phosphatase DSP4, amyloplastic
Biological process (GO): starch catabolic process; protein dephosphorylation
Cellular component (GO): chloroplast
Molecular function (GO): starch binding; carbohydrate phosphatase activity
Source: RefSeq, a predicted model, not a curated record